AUGGGAAGACAAGCAAAAACUUAAAAGAAAGCUCCUAAAGCAGCCACUAAAAAAAUUGCAAAAAAACCAGCUGGCCCAAGAUAAACUAGAACAAUCAAGGCUGCAGUUGCUGAAGCUUAAGCUACAACUUAACCAAGUGCUGGAUAAAGAAAAUUACCAAGAUAAAACAGAAGAAACAAGCAAGCCAAAAAAGCUAAUUCUAAGAAAGCAGCAUAAAAAAAAUGAAUGGAUAUAUAAUUAAUAAAAUAUUACAAUAAAAUGUUUAUUUGA
Molecule: messenger RNA, 270 nt
Organism: Paramecium tetraurelia
Lineage: Eukaryota; Ciliophora; Oligohymenophorea; Peniculida; Parameciidae
Exons: 2
Source: RefSeq, a predicted model, not a curated record